This is a messenger RNA of Coffea arabica (coffee), 1160 nucleotides long. The record is from RefSeq and is a predicted model, not a curated record. NCBI's taxonomy places the organism in Eukaryota, Viridiplantae, Streptophyta, Magnoliopsida, Gentianales, Rubiaceae.
UUGUCAAAUUUUGCUUCAUCUCAUCUCUCUCGCAAGAAACACUCUCUCCUCAACAAAUUAUCCUCGGCAAAUUAUCUCUAGCCAAAACACUUGGAGUUUUUUCUACUGAAUCUCCCUGCAAACAAACUUUCCUUGCUUUCCCAUUGAAGCUUUCCCAUUACUGCUACCAUUUAUUUCGAGCCAAACAAACACAAUCCAAUUGCCAAUUGCAAAUUGCAGCAGAUGAGAGGAAAAAAUGCUUCUGUACCUGCACUCGAGUACAACCCCCUUACUUAUAUGUUCGUGUACAUGGCAGCCAAUCACUAUUUUGCAUAUGAGCUAGAGAAGUCCUACUCAACACAGGAACUUUGCCAUCUUCUAGGAACUGUAAUUGUGAAGAAGGCAUGGGUGCAAUCUAUAUUGGGUGGGUCCUACUAUCAUAGGUAUGGUAAAUACUAGAAAAUUUUUUAUUACUUUCUAUACGAAAGUCACAUGUGCACACAGUGUGUAAACAAAACACAGUAUGAUGUUGAAGUUAUUGAUGCUGACCCUGUGAAAGUGGAGGAAAUGGCAAAAAAAAAGGAAAUUUUUGAUGAAGAUGAUGUCGACAAGUUGGAAGACAGGCCUCUUGUUCUAACCAUCAUGGGACACGUGGACCAUGGGAAAACCACACUUUUGGAUUACAUCAGGAAAAACAAGCAUCUGAAGCAGGUGGAAUUACUCAAGGCACGGGGGCAUAUGAUAGGGAGUAGAACGGAAAUAGGAUAACAGGUGAAAAUUGAGCAGAAAAGGGAUCCAGAGGGCAGAGCUUGUCUCAGGGGUCUUUUUGGCAAAAGGAGUAGUUGUGCCCAUUUUGGUAAAAUUGCGGAAGAGGGCAGCGGAUGGGGUGGUCUUCUAUUGCUGGAGAGCCGCUGCAAUAAAGGGGGGAAGAAGAGUUCAGCAUGGGACGUUCUGCUUUUUCUUUUCCUGUUAGACUUUUUGACCAAGGAACUCCUGCGCAUGGCAGGAGAGCUUAGCUCUAGACUUCUCCUUUGUAGUUUAUGGUAGUUUUUCAUUUUGGCUGCUGGACACGCAUGACAGGAGAAAGGAAUUGAAGCCCACUUUCUUUGACUUUUCCUUAUUGUACUUCUGGAGUGAAUUUGCUUUACGAAUACUAGGAACAAUUAGAAAGCUUCAAUUGU